AUGGCGACGCGUUUCCUUUCCUUCAACCCUUCUGUUUCAGAUGCAGUAAAUCUUGACGAAUGCAUAACAGAGGAGCGUCCUGCAGACUCUCCGUUGCCGCUGCAGCACCGCUGGCACGUCUGGGAGCAGAUUCAAAGAGAGACGACGCCGACCUUCUGGCAACUAUGGGCGCAUAUUCCUCAGCCCAGCGAACUCCUGGGGCAUAAGAGAAUGGUUCGGCAAGAUAACAACGGAAGGAGCCACGUUGUUGACGCCUUGAUGAUAUUCAAGUCAGGACAUUGUCUUUCUUUUUCUCUCUUUAAUGCUUUAGGGUUUUCCUCAUGGUUGCCUUUGUUCAUUUGA
Molecule: messenger RNA, 342 nt
Organism: Eimeria acervulina
Lineage: Eukaryota; Apicomplexa; Conoidasida; Eucoccidiorida; Eimeriidae
Product: eukaryotic translation initiation factor 4e, putative
Exons: 5
Coding region: 1-342 (113 amino acids)
Source: RefSeq, a predicted model, not a curated record